Anthonomus grandis grandis is the source of this 851-nucleotide messenger RNA. RefSeq lists its product as uncharacterized. NCBI's taxonomy places the organism in Eukaryota, Metazoa, Arthropoda, Insecta, Coleoptera, Curculionidae. The coding region runs from base 57 to 851 and encodes 264 amino acids. The transcript has 3 exons. The record is from RefSeq and is a predicted model, not a curated record.
GAGGGUGAAAUUUGUUGAUAUUCUGUGCGUGUGUUUUCAUAAUUAUUAUAAAUAUAAUGGCCGAUAACAACAAGAAACUCUUGCCGGAUACCCAAAAUCGAGCUCGAAAAAGAUCUUUUCAACCACAAGAAUGGAAAAGGGAAAAAGCUAAAGUAGCAAGAUAUUCACCUAAAUCUUUACCAGAAUUUCCCAAAUGUGGACAUAGGGAAAGUAAUGGACCAUUUCUAUGCUGGCAUCUUACCAUGAACGAUAUGAAGGAGUUUCAUAGAAGUUUUUAUUCAAGCAAGAAGAAAGCUGACCAAGAUGCAUUUCUUUUAAGUUAUUGCUCAGGAUCCACGCCUGCAAGAAAAAGAAGUAGAGGGCAUGCUGCUAGUAAGCCAAAAGCAGUGUCUUUAACCUAUAAGGUACGACAGCAAGACGGUAAAGCAGUUCAAGUAUGUAGGGAGGCAUUUCUGGGUAUCUUAGGAGUGAAAAAGGACAGAAUAUUGCGCCUGGUGAAAAAGUUUAUAAACACAGGAACAGCGCCAAAGGAGAAUCGUGGCUGUUCAUGUGAUGUUCAUGUCAUCGUGGUGUUCGUGUUAUGGGGAAAAACGAUGACAAAAAGGGAAAUAAAAAUUUUGGACCUGGCAACACUGACACGUUAUUCGGUACGAAGUAAACUAGACGAGGUGACGGUGCGUGCGACGGAUUCGUUGAAAGUGCAGGCGAAGACAAUGUUUGACAUAGAAAUGUUUAUUUGCGAAAUUAAAAAACGGUCUGGAAUUUACGAUAUGAAAAGCAAAGACUAUAGCAAUAGGGAUGUUAAGGCGAAAAUGUGGGAAGAAGUGGCCAUGGUUAUGUACGAAAACUAG